Messenger RNA from Morus notabilis, 1586 nucleotides. RefSeq names its product protein MRG2. Gene Ontology annotation, biological process: regulation of DNA-templated transcription; chromatin organization. The record is from RefSeq and is a predicted model, not a curated record. The transcript has 11 exons. The coding region runs from base 171 to 1163 and encodes 330 amino acids. NCBI's taxonomy places the organism in Eukaryota, Viridiplantae, Streptophyta, Magnoliopsida, Rosales, Moraceae. Gene Ontology annotation, cellular component: nucleus; histone acetyltransferase complex.
UUAUCGUUGCCGCCGUCUCCAAUGAGAUUAAUGCGUAUCCAUGACGCCACUCACGGCUCACCGGCUAACCCAGAAGAAACAAAACCCUCUUUCACAGUUCUUUACAUUCCGUCUGGCUACUCUCUCUACUUCUUCACCUGAAGGGCAACAUUGACGACGGAGCCUCUCUAAUGGCGAUCUCCAAGACUGGGACCUCUCACUCCUCCACCACGAUCUCCAACUCCACCACCGAGAUCGACUCCGAAAUUCACAGCUUCAACCACCGCGGUUCACCUUUACUCACCGAUUCCACCUCUUUCUCCGUUGAGGAUAAGGUCCUCGCUUCGCAUAGAGGAGUCUUUUACGAAGCUAAGGCUUGGGAUUUUUCUUGGGAGAACAAAGGAGAAUCAAGAACGGUGCUAAAAAUUCAACAUGACGCGAAGGAAUUGAAGUUUUUUGUCCAUUACCUUGGCUGGAGCAAACAUUGGGACGAAUGGGUAGGCUUAAAUAAUUUGGUGGAAUACACUGAAGAGAAUGUGCAGAAAUACGAAGUAGAGAAAAGUAUAAAGCCAGGCCGCUCUUCACGUAUGAAACCAAAAGUCGUUAGAGGCAGAAAAAGAAAAUAUGAUUCUGUCAUGAAGGACAAUGGUGCUGUAUUCAUGGAAAAGCUUGUGAAUAUCCAAAUGCCACCCACACUAAAGAAGCAACUGAAUGAUGAUAGCGUAUUCGUUACUAAUAUGGGGAAGCUUGUUAAACUUCCUCGAACUCCAAACGUACAUGACAUAUUUAAUACGUAUGUAGACUACAGAGAAAAGAAGGAUGGCUCAUUUGAUGAUACGAUUCGACCAUUUGUGCAAAGUUUUGAAUUUUACUUUGAUAAAGCCUUGCCUGCAAUGCUUCUCUACCAAUGUGAACGUCGGCAAUUUGAGGAAGCAACAACAGAUGACAUCUCUCCUUCAACCGUGUAUGGUGCUGAACAUCUGCUUCGCCUUUUUGUCAAAUUUCCCGAGAUACUGUAUAAUGAUAGAAGUGAUACUAGACUUACAGAGGAGGAGUUGACGGACUUGCAGCAAAGAUUGGUUGAUUUUCUCAAAUUCCUGAGGAAGAAUCAGAGUGCAUUUUUCCUCUCUACUUACCCCGAGAACGAAGACAUUGAAACGAGCACCAACAAGCAAGAUGACUAGCUCUGAACAUGAGUUUUCCUGGGUCUUACAUAGUUGUCGCUGACUCGGGUCUUUUUUACUGGACUUCCAUAGUUGCCUAUAACUCGACGGUAUAUCUCUUUGUACGUUUUCCCGAGUCUUCAUUUUUCGUAUACAUACUUCAUAUGGUCCCAAUGCCUAACUUCUAUUAGGAAUAAGCUAGGUAUCUUCUUGUGUCUUAUUUAGUCUGCACCCACAAGACUUGUUUUCCAUGUUAAUAUAAAUUGGCACAAAUUGGAUGAUGAUGGCAAAAUGAUGAUGCUUUGUUAGUCGGGAGUAUGAUGGAAACUAUAUAUAUACAUUGGUUGGACUUGGAUCAUGUUUUGUUGGAGAAGCUAUGUAGAAUAUCUGCAUGUUGUUUGUAAUUGAGGGAUGACAUUGAAACCAAUCCAAAACUUUUCUUCU